This is a messenger RNA of Spathaspora passalidarum NRRL Y-27907, 810 nucleotides long. Its product is annotated as PUP1 family protein. The transcript has a single exon. Lineage: Eukaryota; Fungi; Ascomycota; Pichiomycetes; Serinales; Debaryomycetaceae. Bases 15 to 764 code for a protein of 249 amino acids. The record is from RefSeq and is a predicted model, not a curated record.
AGCAAUUCCGAAACAUGUCCAAAGAAACACCAUCAAUGUCUACAUCUCGAGACAAUCCAUUAUUUGAUAAAUUAAACCCACAACAAAUUCAAGCCAGUAUAAAGUUCUAUGAAGCUGAUCAUGAAUUGACUCACGAAGAACGAUUAAAAAUAACUCAAGAUUUGCAAUAUAUGGUUGGUAAAUCAAAUAUCGUAACUUUAGGGGCCACAAUUGCAGGAUCCUUAUCACCUACAGUAUAUUACAGAUAUAUCAAGAAACAAGUUCCUGCAGGGGCUAGGUUUAUCGUAUACCCUGGUUUGUCGUUCUUUCUUGGUUUAGGUAAUUUGUUCUUGGUUAAUAAUAUGUAUGGCAGAUAUCAAUUCAACCAGAAACAAAACGAGGUACACGAUCCCAAGCUUCAAAGAGUUUGGGAUAGUAUGGAUUACCGUACUUUGGCUAUAUUUUACAUUUACUAUUUGAGAUCAAGUGCUGAUCCUAAUGCCAUUAUGAAAGAUCCAAGACUGAUUACCAGAGAAGAUAUUUACGGAGUUAAAGUUGACCCAAAUAUGGCUGAAAAGGUCAAUCAACCAAAAGAUACAUAUUCUGAAUACGCCACUCGUUGGAAUGAAAUCAGACAAGAAGAGGUUAAGCAUGAACAAGAGCUACCAGAGAUAAAAAAAUAUGACAAUGAUGACAUUUUUGACUUUGAUAAACCUAGAACUGAAACUUCAGAUCAAGAAGAUCACCAGUCUGCUUGGGACAAGAUUAGAUCUAGUAGUAGAUAGUCUUCUGUAUAUAAGUGUAAAAUAGAAAAUUUUAAGUUAAUCAAUU